ACAGUCUCUGUUGUCUUUUGUCAUUUUACUCUUUUCAAUUUUCUUUACUCCACUUCACCAAACAGUUCCCCCUUCGCUCACUCCCUCACUCCCUCACUCUCCCACUUCCCAUUUUUAUUAUCUCUCUUUUAUCUGUACUAAAAUGUCUAAAGUUAGCUCAUUUUCUUCCUUUCUCCUACUACAAACCCAACAGAAACUUCUCUUCUUCUAGUCUUUGAAAACCUCUUCAAAAACCCUAAAAAAAUCACUGCCUUUUGAGCUCCUUUUUGGAACCCCAGAUCUGUAUUAUUCAUCUACAAGCUUAAAAGCUAUGACCCACUAAGAGAUUUUGCUCUUCUUUCUUUUCUAAUGUCGAGUUCUGACCCCAAAACCCGACCCAAACCUGUAACACGGCCUCCUGCUCCCGUUCCACCUUCAUCUUGGGCAAAGAGAACUGGGUUUAAGCCUAAAUUCUCCGGGGAAACAAAUGCAAGUGACUCCGGUCAAAUAGCUUUGCCUCCGAGGUCUAGAGAGAAUGAGAACCAACCUGAUCUUGAAGCGGGUCGGGCUCGGCCAGUACCACCGGUUGUGAAUGGGGAGCAGCCGGUGAGUGAGAAGGGUCCAGCAGAGAAGGAUCAGUCGGUGAAGAAGAGGAGGGAGGCGGAUGGGACGAAUAAAGGGAGCUCAGCUGCCGCUGCUAACGGACAUACAGUUAAUAAUGGGGCGGCGCCACAGCCGCAGCAGCCGACUAGGAGGCCUUCUAGGAAUGAGGAUGUGGUGGAUGUAUUGCCACAGAAUGUGGAUGAUGAAGGCUUCGUUGGAAGGCACUCACAUAUGAAAUAUGAGCUUAGAGAUACUCCUGGUCUUGUUCCUAUUGGUCUUUAUGGAUUCCAGCACUAUCUUUCUAUGUUGGGUUCAUUGAUUCUUAUUCCACUCGUAAUAGUCCCUGCAAUGGGUGGCACUUAUGAGGAUACUGCAAAUGUGGUGUCGACGGUGCUCUUUGUGUCUGGAGUGACCACACUAUUGCAUUCCUUCUUUGGGUCACGGUUGCCUCUGAUACAAGGUUCAUCAUUUGUUUUCCUGGCUCCUGCAUUAGCGAUAAUCAACUCUCCAGAGUUUCGAGGACUAAAUGGAAAUAACUUCAAGCAUAUUAUGAAGGAGUUGCAAGGUGCAAUUAUCAUAGCUUCAGCUUUUCAGGCGUUACUUGGUUAUAGUGGACUAAUGUCAUUAUUCUUGAGGUUAAUCAAUCCUGUAGUCGUUGCACCUACUGUUGCAGCUGUUGGACUUUCUUUUUAUAGUUAUGGUUUUCCACAAGUGGGGAACUGUCUUGAGAUUGGUGCUGUGCAGAUAUUGUUGGUUAUUAUUUUUUCUCUUUAUCUUCGUAAGAUAUCUGUUCUCGGCCAUCGCAUAUUUCUAAUAUAUGCGGUCCCAUUGGGCCUUGUAAUCACAUGGGCAGCUGCUUUUCUUCUCACUGAGGCAGGAGUCUAUAGCUAUAAAGGCUGUGAUACCAAUAUACCUUCCUCAAAUAUAGUAUCAGAGCAUUGCAGAAAGCAUGUUUCGAGGAUGAAGCAUUGUAGGGUUGAUACAUCACAUGCGUUCAAAUCUUCCCCAUGGUUUAGGUUUCCUUAUCCAUUACAAUGGGGAACUCCUGUCUUCCACUGGAAAAUGGCCAUUGUUAUGUGUGUGGUUUCAAUAAUUGCCUCAGUAGAUUCGGUUGGCUCAUACCAUGGGUCAUCAUUGCUGGUGUCAUCCAGACCUCCAACUCCCGGUGUUGUUAGCAGAGGAAUUGGUCUUGAAGGUCUAUCCAGUAUAUUAGCUGGUCUCUGGGGUACAGGAACAGGAUCUACAACGCUAACUGAAAAUGUGCAUACAAUUGCAGUAACUAAGAUGGGAAGCCGCAGGGCUGUUGAAUUGGGCGCAUGCGUUUUGAUAGUCUUAUCCCUUGUAGGUAAAGUUGGAGGUUUUAUUGCUUCAAUUCCUGAAGUCAUGGUUGCGGCUCUCCUGUGCUUCAUGUGGGCGAUGCUUGCAGCUUUAGGUUUGUCAAAUCUACGUUAUAGUGAGGCGGGAAGCUCUCGGAAUAUCAUAAUAGUUGGAUUAUCUUUAUUUUUCUCCCUCUCGAUACCAGCUUACUUUCAGCAGUAUGGCAUCUCUCCGAAUUCCAACUUGUCCGUUCCAAGUUAUUUUCAACCAUAUAUUGUGACAUCACAUGGGCCUUUCCGCACUAAAUAUGAAGGGGUAAAUUACAUUAUGAACACAUUGCUAUCAUUACACAUGGUAAUAGCUUUCAUUGUGGCUGUUAUACUCGACAACACUGUACCUGGAAGCAGGCAAGAACGUGGGGUUUACGUAUGGUCUGAGUCUGAGGCUGCAAGAAGGGAACCAGCAGUCGUCAAAGAUUACGAGUUGCCUUUCCGGGUCGGUCGGAUCUUCAGAUGGGUAAAAUGGGUUGGUCUUUGACAAUUCUUUUUUGCAGAGGAUAAUCACAUGGUCCAAGUUCGUCAAUAUCAUGGGGAUGACUACUCAUAUCGGUAAAUAGAUGUCUGAACUGUUCUUUUUUUUUUUUCCUCACACGAUGGAACUGUGUUUUUUGGGGGGCUAAUAGAGAUUCAAGUUAUUUUGUGUACAUUGAAAGAUCCAGAGGGAUCCAGUUGUGUUGUAAUCUUAGAAUUAUUAAAAAAAAUGAAAACAAAAACAUUGUAUCUUGGUUUUGUUCGAGUCACCGAAAUUGUCUUGUUGGACAUUUUCACUUUUGUUUUGAUCCUUUUUUUUUUUUGUAUAUUUUUAUUCCCAUUAUUAUUUGAUAGCUACUUUCUAGA
Molecule: messenger RNA, 2795 nt
Organism: Gossypium arboreum
Lineage: Eukaryota; Viridiplantae; Streptophyta; Magnoliopsida; Malvales; Malvaceae
Product: nucleobase-ascorbate transporter 12
Exons: 10
Coding region: 349-2436 (695 amino acids)
Biological process (GO): transmembrane transport
Cellular component (GO): plasma membrane
Molecular function (GO): transmembrane transporter activity
Source: RefSeq, a predicted model, not a curated record